UUACUAGGUAGCCUUUUACCAGACGGGAUCAGUUGACAAACAUGAAAUCCACGAAACAGAAACCGAGAUAUUUCCAACCAUCGCUAGUAUGCUUAGAAGUGAUGUACCCAGUACUGUAUCUCGCCUCUUUCAGCUUCCGUAAGUACAAGUACCUAAGGUACAUAGGGUGUAUAUAAAUCGCGAAAUGCCCAUUCGACGUAUUUGCAUAGAAAACAGAUUCCCACGCAGCCGGAUCUCUCUAAACGCGGAUAAUCAGUAACCUAGGGUUGAGACGCCACAAAUCUCGACGUCCCGUCCCCCGCUUUCCAGGUCCUUGGGUUCCCUUUCCCAGCUCCUCGGGUCCCCGUUCCCAGGCUACCGGGUCCUCGGGUUAUCAUGGGAGCGGGCUUCCCGUCUCUGCCUGAGGUUAUAGGCAAUAUGCGAAACUGUUUUAUACAUUCGCCAUCUAUCUCGCUAUGGUUGAAAACGCGGUAACGUGCAUAACGUACGCCGCCUGGAGCCCUGGAGAGCGAGGAGAGAUCAUGAGACGAGUGGUCAGAAGAGCAAAAAGCCAGCCCCCCGCCCGCCUACGGCCAACCCGCCUUGAAAUGCACAUUCGCCCCGUACUGCAGCAAGACCUGCACUCCAGCCUCAAAACCCGUGUCGAUGGCCGUGUGCAACGGCGUUUUGCCGUGUGUGUCGUAGCCGUCGAUGACGCUGCGCUCGCCGAUGCGGACCGAGUGCUUGAGCAGCAGCUUGAGCAGCGCCUCGCGCCGGUGCACGACGGCCCAGUGCAGUGCCGACCGGUGUUGGCUGUCGAGGCUGCCGAGGCGCGCCCCGUGCGCCAGCAACGAGCUUACGACGUCCUCGAACCCGCCGAUUGUCGCGUGGAUCAGGGGGGUCUAUUGCCGUGGCAACGGUGUUGUCAGCAAACCGUCAAUUCCCAAUUUUUCCUUCUUCCCCUUCCCCUUAUUUUACUCGACAGAAAGGAAAGUAGUUACGAACUAGACCCUCGCUGUCCUUCUCGUUGCAAUCAAUAUUGUGUUGCAGUAGCACGCAAACAAUCCGAUUGUGCCCCUUCCGCGCCGCCAUGUGCAGCGGGCUCUGCCACUUGUUCCCAGGUACUGACUCCUGCAGAGACGGCAGAUCGUCCAUGCUCGUCCCGAGGCCGCCGUCCCCCUGCCCCUGGGUGGUGGAGGCGGAAGGGCGCGAGGUGGUGUGGAAUGCGCUGUAAACCGUGUGCUCGGCCGCUGUCUCGGCCGAGGAUAAUGAGGAGGGUACGACCGACAUGGAUGCCGGAGUCGCCGGAUGGGUAGUGCCUGACGAGCCUAUGCUGUUCAGUUCAAGUUCUAGCCCGGUAAUGCUCUCGAGCAUAAUGUUGCCGCCAUAUCCCAGCCGGCAGAAGCCGAUCUUGUCGUGGUGGAUGGAGGCGCCGCUCGGGCUGAAGGCGGCAUCUGGCGCGUCGUCGAAGCCGGCGGCAAGGAGAUCGGAUGGCGAGGUCGGA
This is a messenger RNA of Canariomyces notabilis, 1483 nucleotides long. RefSeq lists its product as uncharacterized. NCBI's taxonomy places the organism in Eukaryota, Fungi, Ascomycota, Sordariomycetes, Sordariales, Chaetomiaceae. The record is from RefSeq and is a predicted model, not a curated record. The transcript has a single exon. Bases 456 to 1295 code for a protein of 279 amino acids.